AUGGCGGCAGAUGGUGGAACGACCGGAUCGUUUUCGAAAGCGGACCGUCGCGAUCAGGGGAGAGAUCCUGGGAGCAGAGCGCAGGCACGACCAGCAGAGGAGUUGCUGGUCAGACACCUGGAAAUGCAGUCAAAGAGAGCGAUGAGGAAUAAACAGCGAGGAUCGGAUAUUAAGUAUAUAAAAAGGAAAAUUAGCGAUAAUAAGGAGAGGACGAGGAAACGCAAAGGCACGGAGGAGCGAAAAGGAAAAAUAAAUCCCACUGCGGUGGCACCACAAGGCGAUGAAGUCGACCGAAACGGGCCGGCACUUAUCUAA
Aspergillus wentii DTO 134E9 is the source of this 315-nucleotide messenger RNA. RefSeq lists its product as uncharacterized. NCBI's taxonomy places the organism in Eukaryota, Fungi, Ascomycota, Eurotiomycetes, Eurotiales, Aspergillaceae. The coding region runs from base 1 to 315 and encodes 104 amino acids. The record is from RefSeq and is a predicted model, not a curated record. The transcript has a single exon.